This is a messenger RNA of Planococcus citri (citrus mealybug), 4612 nucleotides long. RefSeq names its product vesicular glutamate transporter 3-like. Gene Ontology annotation, biological process: monoatomic anion transport; transmembrane transport. Bases 1219 to 2712 code for a protein of 497 amino acids. The record is from RefSeq and is a predicted model, not a curated record. The transcript is spliced from 9 exons. Gene Ontology annotation, molecular function: transmembrane transporter activity. Lineage: Eukaryota; Metazoa; Arthropoda; Insecta; Hemiptera; Pseudococcidae. Gene Ontology annotation, cellular component: membrane.
UUGACCUUUGAAAUUGUAGAAAUUGAACUCUUAAUGUUCAUAGUGAGACGAGUUGAUUUUUCAAUUUUCAAAUUGACCCACCAGACCAAAAUUAUAUUUUUUAUAAAUACUCCUCAACUAAUUCUUAAUCAAAAAAUCGUCUUUCGAUAGCAUUUUUUGCCAUAGGAACCGUACUUUUAAAAAAACACUCCAUACAUUCUGAAUUGGUUUAAAUUCGGUUUGUUUUCGGCUUUCCAAUUGAACCGAUGCCAUCCAAUUUCACUGGAAUUAAGAUAUGUAAAUCGAGAGAAAAUACCUCCAGACCCCAUGACCAAAAUUUUAGAUGCCAAAUGUCAUUUUAUGAUUUUUGGUGAAUUUUUGAAAAUUCUGAAAGCUUAAAAAAACUGCAAUUACGGCUGAUUUGUAACUUUUUCAAAGUCAAGAUAUCUUCUUUCCAUGAAGUCCAUUUUUUUCCUCCCCCGAGUGAUUAAAACUGAUUUUGAAUCGAGCUAGAGCUUCCUGCAGAAGUUGUCUGGUCUCUAGCAAAAUAAAAUGUAGGUCUAAUCAACUUCCGCACAAAAAAUGAAAAAUUUCGAAACCAAGCAGACAUGUUUCCGCAACAAAUUUUAGGAUUACAUUAUAUCUUACUUGAAUUAAAUGUACGUAAAAUUUCUGCGUAUUUGGAUAUAAUUACAAACACCCGAAAAAAAAAAAGUUGAACACCCAAGACCAUUCAAUUUUACCACACGAAGUGCGAUAAAAAAUUAGUAUUUUCAUUCAUCCGUAAUAUUUAUGUGUACUCGUAUUAUCUAUAACGAUUAUUUUUUUACUCGUAUGUAACAGAAGAAGGCAUGUUACUUAAGGCAUAUUUCCGGCUUCACUCCGAAAACCAGUUUUUUCAUUCAAUAUGAUUCUACGCGCUAAUUAAUGUUUUGAAAAAUGCGAAGACGUAAAAGUUCAUUAAUAAUAAGUCAUUUUUGUACUUGACAUUGGUAAGAACGAAACUAAACUAGUUAUCUAACGUGCUUUUAAUUGAAGAUGAAAUUUUGUUAUCAGUUUCAUUAUACAUACUGUGCGCUAAAAGUUGAAAAAUGUAUCAUUUUUUCAAAUUGAGUGCAUCAGUAAGUAUCUAAGUGAAGUGCGAAUAUACAAUGUACAUGUACAUCGAAGUUUAAUCGGUUUCGUAAGGAUCAAGACUUAGAUACCUGUGAGAAUCUUCGAACAAUUGUCACGUGAAAAAUGAUUUUUCGAGAAACAACCCAAAACGUAGACGUGGCACGUGGCAAAACACCACCAUCAUCAUCACUAGCCACCGAAUCAACCAACGUAUCAUCAUCGUUAUGGCUUUCGAAAAGAUUUCUCGUCGUCAUCGUGAUGUUCAUCUGCUAUGUAAAUACAGCCUUUAUAAGAUUCAAUAUCAGUAUAGCUUUAGUCGAGAUGACCUCCGAGAAGCAUAUCAAAAUAGGAAACACAACUGAAAUUCAACCCCCAGAAUUCGACUGGGAUUCCAAAACAGAAGGAUUAAUUCUGAGUAUAUUUUAUUACGGAGGAUUGAUAACUUUCUUGUUUGGGGGCACCGUGAGCAAACUUGGAGGCGCAAGAAGUUGUGCACUGUCCAUGAUGUUGAGCGGAUUAUUAACAAUGCUUCAACCGAUCAGUUUACAAUAUGGUUUCUAUGCGUUUUUAGGAUGUCGUUUACUUACAGGAUUACCCGAAAGUUUGGUGAUAGUGAGUAUAUUGGAGGUUUGUUCAAAAUGGAUACCGGAAAAUGAGAAAUCAAAACUCAUGUCUUACGUAGUCAAUGGACUCAACGUAGGUGCAGCAAUUGUGCACGGUUUUUGCGCAUUUUUGGCCGACGGAUGGGGCUGGUCGAUGAUAUUCUACGGAACUGGAGCUGUAUCUGUGAUCUUGUCGAUAAUUUGUUUCAUUGCGGUAAAGAAUCGACCAUCUGAAGACAAAUGGAUUACCGAAAAAGAGCUCGCAUACAUUCAACAAGGAAUCAAAGCUACCUCAAAGGGAAAAGUGGUCCAUCCAUACAGACGUAUUCUAUCAUCGCUUCCAGUUUGGGCAGUUCUUACGACCAGGUUCACUGUGAUGUGGAUUGUCACCAUUCUGAUCACGAAUCUUCCACUAUACGUUAAAGAUUUAACGCAUGAGCAUAUUACUCGAGUGGGAAUGAUUUCCUCACUUCCAACAGCUAUCAGUAUAAUUGUGAUCCCAACUUGCGGAAUUCUAAUGGAUUAUAUCAAAAAAAGCUGUGAAAUUCCUGCAACUACGCUGCACAAAAUACUCAUCAGUGGCGCAUUUCUAUUCAAUAGCGCUCUGUUCCUGUGUUGCGCGGAAUUUUCUAAUUUCACUGUAUCAAUGGUUUCGUUCGUUUUGAUAAUGAUGUCGCAAUCCAUCGUUAAUUUGGGUUCACAGAUAGUUACUAUCAGUAUUGCACCAAACAGCAGUAGCGUUAUUGCCGGACUUGGAAUGUUUGCGUUCAACCUGAGCAGUAUUUUGUCACGAACCCUCACAGGAUUGAUGACCACGCAUCAUAGCGUAGAAGAAUGGAAUAAUUGUUUCAUCUUGACCAGCGGUGUUUCGCUAUUUGGAGCUAUCUUCUUUGUAUUAUUCGGAUCCAGUGAAGUUCAGUCAUGGGCACAGUUACCAGCGAAGGAACAAGACAAAUCUCAUAAUUCCAAUGAAAAUCACCUCGAAACACCAUACGACCCUAAAAGACUAUGUUAGACUAGCUCUUCCGAGUGUGAAAACAAUUCACAGAUAGGAUUGCAAUUCAAUAAUUUCUGAAGAAUUUUUACGUUUGAUGGGGGAUUUCAUUUUUCAAGUGUAGGGAAUACCGUUCUGAUUGAAAUACGAGUAGGUACUAAAAAUCUUCUCUGUAGACGGUCCAAAAAUAUAGCUCUUCCAAGAACAAAGGUUGAAAACAAAAAUUACUCCAAGUACAUGGAAUUUUCAACAAAACUGCUUCUCAUAUCAUUUUUCACUACCUACGCUCGCUUCAAGGCCAACAGCAAUUGAAAACCCAAUUUUCAGAGAGAUUUUACCCCUCUUCUGAGAAAUGCUCAUCAUCUAGAGUUGGAGGCUUUAAUCAGGAUGGUAUUCAUCACAUUUUUAAAAAACAAACAAACCCCAAAAAAACACAAUUCCAAUUGUUAGAAAUUUUUGAAUACGAUCUAUAUUUAGCUCACAAUCGGUAUUGUUUACGAGGAAACGCUUUGAACGAGCAUCCUGUGAUAUAAACACGAAAUGAAGCUAAAUCGAAGGAACACGACGUCUCAACAUACUGAUAACCAAAAUGCUCAUUUUAAAAAUUUUUUUGAAAAUUUAAAAAAUUCAAAAAAACUGUUUUUGCGACGAUUUAUAACUUGUUCAUUGAAUAUGCUUUUUUCCUCCAAUAAAACGAGUACCAGUGAGUAAAAUCACUUCAUUACACCACCCCUCUUCAUUUCAAAAACUAUUACCUUCAAGCCAUUCUGGUGCCUCCAACAAGUUUCCAAUUUCCUCCACAAGUUUCAAACUGUUCCGGAAAGGUCAAAAAUGGACUUCAGUACAUUUGACUCAAAUUAGAGCUUAUUAGACACCUCUCGAUAGUUUUAGCUGACUGCUACGAAAUUCUGAAAAUUUCAGUUCAAAAGCAAAUUUUUGGCAACCUAGCAAAUGCUAGAGUGAGUGGAAAAAAAUCAAAUUUUCGAAAUAAGUAGAUACAUAUUGAGCAGUGCUUUCUUCAAGAUAUUACAAGAAAUCUAGCAGGUCUAAACGACCGCCCAACUUGAAAAUAAUCGUGUUCAAGCCAUUUCGGAGCAUCCACAGUAGUUUUGAAAUGUCUAGAAGAAAAUUGAAAUCAUGCUAGAGGAUUCUAAAAUGUCUUAAAAGCAAUUAUUUUCAAGUUUAGUGGUUAAGCAAAGAUAUAAGAUGACAUCGCAACGAAACAACUGCUUGUGAUAUAGUCUAUGAGGGGUCUAAACAUUUCAUUUUUUUCAUUUUUUUUAAAAAUUUGCCAAUUGGUCGAAAAUUUACUUUGCAACUGGAACUCCCGGAAUUUCGCGAUAUCUGCUCAAAACUGUGAGGAAGGUACGUUAAGCAUCAACCAAUGUUAUAGAUGGUAAAGUUCAUUUUUGGCACUGGUCCAUCUAUAAAGGACAGUUUGAAAUUUCCGGAGAAAAUUUUCAACAUGCCGCGCCCGAGGCUCUAGAAUAGCUUAAAAUGGGUAGCAAUCGAGGUGUGGGGGGCUGAAAUAAAGGAAUUAUUCACAGUGAUUCAUUUUACUCGAGAAGAACUGCAUGAGAAAUUUCAAAAAAUCACCGUUAGAAUAAGUAGUUUUUUCAAAUUUUUUUAAUGUCACCAAAAAAAUUCAAAAAUGAACUCGAGCAACUGAAAUCACCAUUAAGGAAGUUUUAGGAUAGAUAGGUUUUUUUGAUCGAAGUUAGUUUUGUUUCGUUUAAAUCAGAGGAUGCAACAGUUCAAAAGACUCCUUCAUUGGAAUAAGUAAUAACUGACGUUGCUCUGUUAAUGUAUUUUAUUUACUUCUACUGUUUUCUUAUAAAAGUAAAAAUAUUGAUUGUUAAAAUAAUGAAGAUCUGUAUGUUUACAAAUUUCAUUUUAUAAUUAAAAAAUAUCAUCGAUUCUA